UCACACAUGUUAUUCGGUCGCCAAUUUUUAUUUUACAAUUCCAAUUUCUCAAUAAGGUAAAGUAAGAGAAAACUGUGGACAAUAUGGAGAAAGACACCGAGUCUGCCUUCAGACGGCACCAGGCGAUCGUGCCCCAGGUGAAACAAGCUUACGAGGAAGCCAUUGGGCUGAUCUUUGCCGAUUUGAGUCCGUCAGAUCUGGACUCUUGUGCCAACAUCCUUGAGGAACACGAAAACUCAAGCCUGGACACCGAGCAAAUAAUAAACAGCACUCGAAGCCUUAUGACGAAGAUCGUCCUCGAUCUUAACCAAUGCGUCUUCGCUGGCAACGACGUGGAGACCAAGCUGACUACUUUAGAGAUGCUCAAGGAGCAGUUUGCUUCCCAUGAGGGUACUGACUGGAAAUUCAACAGUGCAUCCCCUGAAGACGUCACUCGCCCGUUGCGCAUGCACAAUCUGGAUCUCAGCAUUCGUUACAUCGAGCGACAGCUGCAGGUCCAGGAGAAGGAGCUUGAGAUUGCUAUGGCCAAAAGCAUUAAAAACCGUAAGCGUAUACAAGAUGUACAGGCCGAGCGAGUAAAAGUGGAAUUUUUAAUAAAGGAGAGAAUGGCUCAGUAUCAGGAUAUUAAGCCGCUUUUAAUCGAGAUUGAGCGUUCAUUUAAUGAUUCGUAUUUACCAUAGAUGUUAUUUUUUAAACGGAAUUGUUUGAUUAUUUAAAAUUUACGUUUAUUAUAA
Molecule: messenger RNA, 734 nt
Organism: Drosophila eugracilis
Lineage: Eukaryota; Metazoa; Arthropoda; Insecta; Diptera; Drosophilidae
Gene: Nnf1b
Exons: 4
Coding region: 84-680 (198 amino acids)
Source: RefSeq, a predicted model, not a curated record